This is a messenger RNA of Orycteropus afer afer, 1422 nucleotides long. It is a transcript of the gene INSYN2A, whose product is annotated as inhibitory synaptic factor 2A. Gene Ontology annotation, cellular component: postsynaptic density. Lineage: Eukaryota; Metazoa; Chordata; Mammalia; Tubulidentata; Orycteropodidae. Gene Ontology annotation, biological process: inhibitory postsynaptic potential. The coding region runs from base 1 to 1422 and encodes 473 amino acids. The transcript has 3 exons. The record is from RefSeq and is a predicted model, not a curated record.
AUGGUCAGCAAGGAGUCUGGCACAUGUGUGCUCACAGCUUCCGAGAGUGAAGUGGAGCCGGCCGCCUCACUGGCCCUGGAGAUGAAAUACGCCCUGGACCCCAACCGGCAGAUUAAGAAGAGGAACAAGGCGCUACAGGUGCGGUUUAAGGAUAUCUGCGAGGCACAGAAUGAGCAGAGGGACACACAGCUCUCGAUGGGUCAGCCUGGCGAGCAGCGCGAGGCCAAGCCCGUCUCACACAAAGCAGCCUAUCGCAAGUACAUGACUGUGCCCGCGCGCAGGUCCAUCCCCAACGUCACCAGGAGCACGGGCGUACAGACCUCCCCGGACCUCAAGAAGUGCUACCAGACCUUCCCCCUGGACCGCAAGAAGGGGGCUCUGAAGAACUUCCCUGCUGUGGACCCCUUUAAAAGUCAGAACAAUGGGUCUCUCGUGGACGUCAAGGAGAAAGGCGAGGGGAAGGCCCCCGGGGAGGCCGGGCCAUGUGGGGCGGCCCGGAUCCAGACAACGGCCUUGGUGUCCCGCUCCAGUGAACACAUGAAUGCCACGGACCAGCCCUCAGGCCUCAACUGUGCUGACCCUUGUCAAAACCCUGAUUUGCACAGCUGCCGAGACACCCCCUUCCAGAACGUAGAAGACCCAGAUGAGCAGCCGCAAGGCAGAGCAAAGCAUGGCCAAGAGGCGUCAGAUGCCGAGGAGCCCGCCCCGGAGGCCCACGGCAGAGUGUUUAAGACAGAGGUGGCCACGGUGUACGCGCCUGCCCCCGGCGCACAGGCCCCUGAGUUGGCCUUGUCGAACUCCGCAGCAGCCAGCGAGUGGUCCCUGUGUCCAUCGGACGAGGAGCGCAGGAGAGCCGUGCACCUAAAUGGACUGCAGGCCUCUCCCAGCGCCGUGCUGGCCUGCUUGCCCCCCCCACAGUGCCCAUCCCCCGAGUGCGGCGAGCAGCCCCUGCAGGCUCACACCCCCACCGGGGAGGAGAGCCAACCCUGUCAGACGGCUCUUGCUGCACGCGAAGAAUACCAACAAAUUGUGCCUCACACGGAAGUGGUCGACUUGAAGGCCCAGCUGCAGGUGAUGGAGAACUUGAUCAGCUCAAGCCAGGAAACUAUCAAAGUGCUCUUGGGCGUCAUUCAGGAGCUGGAAAAGGGGGAGGCUCACCGGGAAGGGCUCUCCUAUCGGACUGGGCAAGACACAGCUAACUGCGACACAUGCAGGAACAGUGCAUGUAUCAUCUACAGUGUGGAGCUAGAUUUUAAGCAGCAGGAAGACAAACUCCAGCCAGUUCUGAGGAAGCUCCACUCUAUCGAGGAAACUCAGGUCGCACCUUCGCCUUACUCUCAGGAGAUCUGUUCCUCAACUCCCAAGCAAAAAUCCAAACCUGAAUCCAAAAAGCAUGGAAGAUGGAAACUCUGGUUCCUUUGA